Molecule: messenger RNA, 3724 nt
Organism: Musca vetustissima
Lineage: Eukaryota; Metazoa; Arthropoda; Insecta; Diptera; Muscidae
Gene: stj
Product: voltage-dependent calcium channel subunit alpha-2/delta-3
Exons: 22
Coding region: 8-3700 (1230 amino acids)
Cellular component (GO): voltage-gated calcium channel complex
Molecular function (GO): voltage-gated calcium channel activity
Source: RefSeq, a predicted model, not a curated record
UAGCAAAAUGUUGCUGAGAAAAUUCAAUUUCACAAUUUUAUGGAAAAUUUUGUGCCUUUGUGUGAUUGUGCUCAGCCCCAAAAAUGGUGUCAACCUGGUGGCGACGGCUGAAAAAAUCAAUUAUAUGCUAGUUCAUUCGUGGGCUGAUAAAUUGGGCAUGGAAUUAUUUCAUUUGGGUGAUUUCAUUACACGCCGCAAAGAAGUCCAAGAGAGUUUCAAACAGGCCCAGGUUGUAUCAAGAUCUGGAUCAAAAAUUGUGGAGAAUAUGGCCAAUGAAGUGAAAACUAUGAUGGAUUUAAAAAUAAGUGCUGUUCGCCGCAUUAUGGAUACCGCCGAAAAUACUGCCUUAACAUAUCAAAUGGAAAAACCCAACAAAUAUUUUUCUUAUUAUAAUUCGAAAGAAAUGAUUGAGCCACACGAACCAGUACCAACGGAACCGCCACGCGAUCUCGAAGAUGCGGGCGGGCCGAAAAUUUUCAUAACACCUAAAACGAUUGUUCUAACACCGAAAGAGGAAUUUUUUAAUACGCCCGUCAAUAUGACUGUUAGCUCAGUGCAUGUGCCGACGAAUGUUUACGAUAGAGCAUCGGACACCAUAAAAGCCAUUGAAUGGUCUGAAAAUUUGGAUCAAAUAUUUCGUGAUAAUUAUAAAAACGAUCCGACGCUGUCGUGGCAAUUUUUUGGUAGUUCGACCGGCUUUAUGCGUCAAUUCCCGGCAUCGAAAUGGAAAAUGGAACCGGUCGAUUUGUAUGAUUGCCGUUUACGGCCAUGGUAUAUGGAAGCGGCGACAAGUCCAAAGGAUGUCAUCAUCCUAUUGGACAGUUCAGGCUCUAUGAUGGGGCAGAGGCUAGAUAUCGCAAAGCAUGUUGUAUAUACAAUACUUGAUACAUUAGGUACAAAUGACUUUGUGAACAUCUUCACCUUUAGCGAUAAAGUCAAGCCUGUUGUUGGAUGUUUCGAGGAUACACUCGUUCAAGCAAAUCUUGGCAACAUUCGAGAGCUCAAAGAGGGAAUUGAGACAGUUAAAACCGUGUCGAUCGCCAACUUCACCGCUGCAUUGACAAAAGCCUUUGAGGUUUUGGAACAAUUUAGGACCGAAAAUCAUGGGGCUCAAUGCAAUCAGGCAAUCAUGAUUGUUAGUGAUGGUGCACCGUUUAGCUACGAAGAAAUUUUUGAACUAUACAAUUGGCAAAAUUUACCCUAUAAACCGGUGCGCGUAUUCACCUAUCUAAUUGGCAAAGAAGUGGCCGACGUUAAGGACAUCAAAUGGAUGGCGUGCGCCAAUCAGGGCUACUACGUUCAUUUAGCCGAUACGGCUGAGGUGCGAGAAAUGGUAUUGAAUUAUAUACCGGUUAUGGCACGGCCAUUGGUAUUGGGACGACACGAUCAUCCGGUAAUAUGGACACAAGUUUAUGCCGAUGUUGAGAAUACCGAAAUGUCCGAUUAUCUAUGGCAAAAUGAACAAAAUAAUGAUCAAAAAGAAAAUAUACUGGAAUAUAGACGAGUAAGUUUUCGUAUGCUGGAUCCGGAUGAGGUGCGACGACGUGAAUAUCGUCGAAUGAGAAAAGCGUGGGACCAACCUACUGACACCGAUAUUUAUAAGUUUAUGACCACCGUUUCAAUGCCAGUCUAUGAUCGUCGUGAAAAUGCCAAUAUCACCGAACUGGUUUUGAUAAAUGAAGCCCUAUGGGAAUUACAAACACGUGAGACGAAAGUUGCCAAUUUACUGGGUGUUGCCGGUACAGAUGUGCCAAUACGGGAUAUCAAACGUUUGCUGUCACCAUUUUUGCUUGGAGUAAACGGGUAUGCCUUCAUUGUCACCAACAAUGGCUAUAUAUUGUUCCAUCCAGAUUUUCGUCCAAUUUUUCAAGGUUAUAUACUAAAACCGGCCUAUAAUAGUGUCGAUAUGAUUGAAGUUGAAUUAUUGGAUGAUGAUCGACCUCCCAGAGAUUUUAAUCCAGUGCUACUGACGAUACGUGAUUCGAUUAUAAAUCAAUCAACCGGUAGCAAAUGGAUGUUGGUUAAAAAUCAUUUCGAUGAAAUGAAAAGGGUGGCUCGGGUUAAGCGCCAAUAUUAUUGGACAGCUAUUAAAAAUACACCCUUCACCUUGGUGAUAACAUAUCCCGAGCUAUACGGUGUUAAUCGUCUUCAGAUCCGCACCGAAGAUGAAAUACAUCGUAUGAACAUUAAGGGCAGUAACACGCUGAGCUUUUUCAAUGGCAAACGUUGGAAAAUCCAUCCCAAAUGGCUAUAUUGCAAACACAGCAACAUGACAUUCGAUUCACCCGAAGAAGAACUUUUAUGGUUUUUGGGUAAAAUGUCACAGCCAGGAUGGAAAUGGCCAUCAAGCCGCAGUUCACUGCCUCCCGAGCAUACAGCAGCCAUGUUUUCUAACACAUCAACUGGACGCAUUCCACCACUCGAAAAUUACUAUUGUGAUCGGCAGCUGAUGCAAUCGUUGGUAUUCGAUGCUCGUGUUACCGAAUGGUUUUCCAAAAAUACCAGUUUUAAUUCCAAAGAUGACAAGGGAAAUGAGUUUAAAACACGUUUCGGUAUUAAUGUGGCAUUUUUGGCCACACACAGCGGCCUAACGAGAUGGCAGGAAUUUCAUUCUAAUAUUGCCGAAGAAGUGGGACCGGGUGAGAAAUUCAGUGAAACCAAUAACAAGGCCAUUGAUGAAAUUUGGUAUAAACGUGCCGUCGAUCAACAUUUUGUGCGCGAAGAAAGUUUCGUGUAUUCCGUGCCCUUUGAUGCUGGUGAAACGACGGUCGAUCCCAUUGUCACUGCUAGUCAUGCUAUAUUCCAUACCGAGGGUGGUAAAUCGGCACCCGCGGCCGUUGUUGGCUUCCAGUUCCAAUAUAGUGCUUUACACAAGCUGUUCCGCAACAUAACGGGAAAUGCCUGUGCUGCCGACGAUAAGGCCUGCUAUGUCCUAGAUAAUAAUGGCUUUAUUAUCGUAUCUUUGAAUCGUCACGAAACGGGUCGUUUCUUUGGCGAAAUAAACGGUGCCAUUAUGCAUCGUUUAGUCGAAGAGAAUGUUUAUAAAAAAGUUACGGUCUAUGAUUAUCAGGCCAUAUGUUUUGUACCGGAUGGCGAUAUGAAUUCAUCGCCGAAUAUGUUAGCGCCUCUAGUCCAUGUAUUGAGAGCCUUUAGAUGGUUACUAUCCACAUUAGUGCUAUUCUUAUUAGAAAUUAGUAGGGUUGCCGCCGAUCUCUUCGAACAUUAUGUGGAUGAAAAUAUGACAGAUUAUAUGGUAAAUGUUAAAAACAAUGAAUGGGUACGUCUGGUCACGCUACAGAGGACCAGACUGAAACAAUGUGACAUGCAACGUGACCUCUACACGUUGUACAAUGCAACCGGCAAUGUUGCCUACAACAUGACGGCACAUGGCUGCGAACGGCCAUUUGUCGUCCUUCCCAUACCGGCCAGCAAUUUAAUAUUGCUGGUCAUCGAUAAGCUAUGUCCGCGCGAUGUAUCGCACGUCUUGACCGUUAAUCCGAUGGAUAUAAAUUAUCCAUUGGAUGAGAAUCAAACAUUGGCAUGUUUCAAAAAGGAUCAUGAAUUUUCAAGAGUACGUCCGACCAGUUGCAUAAAUAAACAUAUAAAUGAAAGCAAUAUUGAAUUAUGCGGCAGUGCUUCGAGUAUUUUUAUAAAUAUUUUCCUAUUUAUUAUAGCCUUAUGUUCCAGUCGUUUUCUCUAACAUAGCUUUAUUAGAACAUUUAAU